AUGGCGGAUCAAGAAGAGGAGGAUUUGAAGAUGGCGUUGAGAAUGAGCAUGCAGCAGCACGAGUCUCCGGAGCCGAAGAGGAGCAAACCGGGGGAUGACUCCAGAGAAGUGCCGGAGGAGUCGCCGGAAGUGAAGAAUCGUCGAUUGCAGCGGGAAUUGAUGGCUGCUGCAGCGGAGAAGAGGAUGGCAGCAACCAAAAGCUCUGCGGUAUCGGUUCUGAAGAGCGUGGAGAGUGUAAAGGACGUGAAAAUUAGUGGUUCUGGAGAUGAGGGAAAGGGUAAGAGCGUUAAUUUGGAGAAAUGCAAGGGCAAGAGUGGAAAUUUGGGGACAGAGUUGUCCUCGGUGGAGGCUCACCAUCUAUUUGCGAUUAUAUUUGGGAGUGAAGUUAGUAAAGAUGUUCUUGCACAGUGGAGUAAUCAGGGCAUUAGGUUUAGCCCUGAUCCAGAAACAUCUAUGGGGCUCGUGCAGCAUGAAGGUGGGCCUUGUGGUGUGUUAGCAGCCAUACAAGCUUUUGUACUCAAAUAUCUUCUAUUUUCUCCAGAGGAAUCUGAAGUUGCUCCAAACAUUUCAACAAGAUUAGGUUUGAGAAGAGCGGCCAAGAACGAAUAUGUGGCGGGAGAUAUUUUUUCUCUUUCCGAAGACAAAAAAUCAAGAGCCUUGGUGAGGAGUAUGAGUGAGAUACUCUUUCUGUGUGGAAGUAAUGAAAAAGCUGUAAUAACAUCGCUCAAUGUUCUUGAUGGUGACAUUGAGGGGUCCGUUGAAUGCCCCGCGGACGAGGUUAUUGCAAAAGCACUUGAAGAUCUUUCAAUUGAUUCUGGCUCUGACUUGCAGAAGGUUCUGAGAGUUCACACAUACACUUCGCGCUCAAGUGCAUUUCAGAAGCUUCAAGCAAUGCUCCCUGCUUUUCGUAGUCGUAUGGGAGCAUUACUUUUUCUAAUAUCUGCCUUGCUUUCUCGAGGACUGGAAAACGUUCAAGCAGAUAGGGAUGACCCCAGUCAACCAUUGGUAACUGCUCCAUUUGGGCAUGCAUCACAGGAAAUCGUAAACCUACUGCUUUCUGGAAAUGCUGCUGCUAAUGUGUUUGAUGGGAAGAUGGAUUUAGGAGGUGGCAUGUUUGUGAAUGGCAUCUCUACACCCGUGGAAGUUGGAUUCCUCACUCUGCUAGAGUCCCUCAAUUUUUGUAAGGUUGGCCAGUAUCUGAAAUGUCCAAGGUGGCCAAUAUGGGUAGUGGGAAGUGAAUCUCAUUAUACGGUGUUAUUUGCUCUUGAUACUAAAGUCCAGGAUGAAAAUGAACUUGAAAGUAGAGAAUCACAAAUCCGGAGAGCAUUUGAUGCCCAAGACCAAAGUGGAGGUGGUGGGUUCAUUAGCGUGGAAGGCUUCCAUCAAGUCCUAAAGGAAACAAACAUUAACCUUCCGUCCGAGAAGCUUGAGCAUCUUUGCGGCACGGGUUUCAUUGUUUGGAGUGAAUUUUGGCAGGUUCUUUUGGAUUUAGAUAAGAGUUUAGGUGGUGUGAAGGAUUCAACAGGAUUGAUGGGUAAGAAGGUCUUUGAUCUUUAUCACUUUAAUGGGAUAGCAAAAUCAAUUGUGAACGGCAGCCAGGCAUUGUCUGGAACUGAAAAUCCGAUACAACGACCUAGACUGACAAAAUUGAGAGUUUCAGUUCCCCCAAGGUGGACACCAGAGGAAUUCAUGGCAGAUGCAUCAGGGCCUUCUGGCGAGAAACAGAAUUCAGUUGAAGUAUCUAAACCUGAGCCGCCUCAGCAUGCACCAUUGGUCGAUUGCAUUAGAACUCGUUGGAAUCGUGCGCGGGUUGAUCAAUUUCACAGUGCUAGUCAUACACAUUUUCUUACGGUUAAGCCUAAAUCUUUAAUUUCCUCGGAUAACUUCUACGGGGUUUUGCUGAAAGGAAUGCCAGCGCUGCCUUCGGGUCCUCCGGGCAGCACAAUGACAUUGGAUUGCAGGGCUGACAAGGAUCACCUUGAAGAUGUAUAG
Messenger RNA from Fraxinus pennsylvanica, 1992 nucleotides. The record is from the annotation of a GenBank genome assembly. Lineage: Eukaryota; Viridiplantae; Streptophyta; Magnoliopsida; Lamiales; Oleaceae.